GCGGCGCCGCGCACGUAAUAUAGCCGCCCCGCCCCUGCGCCGGCUGAGCGCCCGCGCUCGCCCCGCCCCUCCCACGCCUGUUCCCCCCGCUCCCACCCGAGCCGCGGGCCGGGAGCGCGGCGACGCGCACUGCGCUUGCAACUGGGGCCGAGCUAAUGGAGGAGGAGGAGGAAACUUCCUUCAGUUAAACCGACCCACUGCAACAUUUAUCGGCCUUUCCAGCUCUUUGGUGGCAGUACUCGUUUGCUAUUUGCCUUCCAGCCCGGAGGCUGCUUCUACCCAAAUGAUUUCGGUCCUCAACUUGGCAUUUUCAACUCGAAUCCGCCACCUUUUCUUCCAUUUUAGAUUUGUCUUAUCUAUUUCUCCAGCUAUUUGUUUAGAACGCCCUAAAAUUUUAUUUCAAUUUUGAUUUGUACAACGCAAGUUGGCAAUUACUCUACGCAGGGGAUUUUCUUCCGUUUAAUAUUUGGUUUAAUUUUCCUAAGUCCUGCCUUGCGAAUUGAAUUUUAAACUCGGGAAGGGCCUUCCUUUUGUCUCUCCCAUGACCCCUGAUGCAGGGUUUGGGAGAUAAAAAUGCUUGCUUUUGGAAUAUGCAUACUGCAAAGCAUAUACUUUACAGGCCUUGUCGUGGCACUCCUAGCCAAAGAAGCCUUGUAAGCCUCAGAAUUGCAAUUCUGUGUUUUCUUUACCUACCAGAAAGACGGAUCACCUUUAAGAUUUAUUCUGUCCAGUUUAGGAUCUGGUCAUCCAGUUAUGAAGUCCCCGUAGUUAACAAUGAGGAUGAGACCCAGCCUGGUCACACACUUUGAUUCUAUUACUUUUCCUAUAGGAAUACUUCAGGCCAAAUUAUGCUGAAACCCUCAUAAAAGCUCAUGAAAAAUAAAGGGCUGUGAUUUUGUAAAAAAACUAUCACUCUCGAAAGAAAUGUUAUUUUGGUGUGUCUUAGAAGUUUAAUUUUUCUCUUACUAAGUAAGAGGUGUGUUAUGUUCUUCAAGUUUUAGGUAGGAGUGCCAGAACUUAAAUAUGUGAUAGAGGUGAACGUCUUAAACCCCAGAGAAUCUGCACAGUGGUUUGCCAAUGUUCCAGUCUAGUCUAUCUCUGACUAAGGAGGUCAGCUAUACCCACUGUUUGGUGCUUUAGCUGUCACAAUAAUGCUGCCCCAAUUUUAAUUAGAACUUUGGAAAAAUAAGCAUGUGAACUUUCUCCCAUAGGCUAGUAUGAUUUAACUGAUUAAUAAAUUUUAUUUUUAAAGUUCUUUUCAACAGCUUUUAAAAAUCAUGUAUUUUACCAUGCAGUCAUAUAUAAAGAUGAAAGUUUAACAUUUGUGAAAUGAUUUGAGUUGAAAUUAAUGAAUUAUGUAUGGUACUAGUAAUUCUCAGUUCAAGUUAAUGAAGGUGGAAGGGAUAGCACCCAAAAUAGGAACUUCUGAAUGGUGCCAAAAACUCAUUUUAGCCCUUGGUUGUAAUGUCCUUGGAGCUUAUAAACAGGUGACAAACUGGAAUUUGAGCUUUUCAAAUUCUUUGCCCUUGUUCAAAAUAGGAAGAGAACUACAGGGGGCUUAAAUGUUCACAAGCUGGAUAAUUAGUCCCCUAAUGAAUCAGAGUUAAAUAUAGUUAUUAUGAUGGUCAUUUAAGUUUAUGUGCCCUUAGAUAUGAUUUACAAUUUUAAGUAUUAGUGAUAUGAAAACAAUUUCUACUUAACUGGAAAAAGCCUAUGAAAAAUGUAUAUCUAAAUACCGAUUUAUAACAAUUGUUCUUAAAUCAGUUGUAAUAAUAAACAUGAAAUAUAACUUUAGAUGGGCAUGAGAAAAUUCCAUGGCUUUGCCUCCAAGACCUUUGUAACCUGGAGAUCAUCUUCAGUCUGCUCAUUUUAUGGCCCAGGAAGCUGAGGUCCUCCCCCCACCCCAGGGUUCUUUCAUUACACUGGGCCUUCUUAGCCAACAUUUAACUGAGAAACAGUUUUUGUAAAUACUCAAACAGCCAUCAUCUUAACUGUUUGGCCUUUUUACAAACAGGUGAAAUCUACCAUUUAACAUUUUAUUUUACCACUUGAAAGUACAAAUAGUGACUUCAUUUUAAUAAUUGUUUUUUCUUCUUAUACUUUUAAUGCUGUUAUGAUAGUCGUGUUCUACGGAGACCAGUAAAAGUACAGAUCACUCUCUCUAAAUUGCUGAGGAACCUAUAAGGAACUUGAAAUCCCCCCUUUUUGAAAUCCUGGAGACUACCAAGAAUACAGAGUGGAAAAGGGGGAAAAUUAAUUCUCAAUAGCAAAAAAUGAUUAGUGAAUUACCCAUGGAUAAUAGACCUAUGACAGGGCAUUAGAGAGUUAGGGUGCUCAGAAUAUAUAGCUCACAUUUUGAGGUUGAAGCAAAGGCACAUACCUGAAUCUGUAGUUUGUCACAAUAAUUCACUCAGCAAAUAUUUUUUAGCACCUCUAUUCAGGCGCUAGGAAUACAGCAAUGAACUAUGUAAUUAUGCCUUCAUUCUCGUAGAGUUAGCCAAUAAAUAAAAUAGAGACGGUAACAAGUACUGCUGGGCAAUGUAAAACAGGAGAGGGGCAGGGUGUGCUGCAGUCAUGGGAUAUUUUCAGUUAUAAAUGGGGUGGUCAGGGAAGCCUAAGAAGUAAGGUAACAUUUGAGGUGGAGGGAACAAAAAGUAGGCCUGAGGUGAAAGAUAGGCAGGGAGAUCGGGCAGGUUAGGGAGAGGAGGGGAGAUACAGAUUGCCAGCAGCCUUGCCAGUGUUUUUUUAAGGACUUUGGCUUUUGCCUCCAGUGAGAAGGAAGAAACUGAAGGGUUGUUAGCAGUGAAGUGACAUGAACUGACAAGAAUGCUAAAUUCAAUGGACUCAAGAUGGUAUUCCAUCGGUUCAUUAUUUUCCAUUAUUUUCCCACCAAGAGGGAAUUCCCUGGCGGUCACAAUCAAUCCCAAUUUAAUAAAGGAAGCAUGAAACACGCUGAAAUACAUUAUCCCAUCUUCUUACGAAAAUAUGAGAAGUCACGAGUACCUCCAAAUUAUUAAGUAUUAAAAGUACACUUUCAUAUAGACUAACAGGAAAGCACAAUCAGAAGGGAGGAUGUUUCAAAUUCUGGUUAAAAGUACAAGGUUAAAAAUCAGACAGAACUGGGUUGCAGUCCCAGCUAGACCACAUAGUGGCUGUGUGAUCUUGCACAAUCUAUUUAUCUCUCUAUACCUGAGAGUACUCAUGUCUAAAAUGAUACCUGCCUCAUGAGGUUGUUGGGAAAAUUCAGCGAGAUAAUGUAAACUCUGAGUACAGGGCUGGAAGCACAGUAAGAGCUCAGUAUAUAUUAGUCUUCAUUAGCUAUGUCGAGCAAUUUAAUGAACUUAAGAAAAUCUAGAGUUGGAUUGUUAAAUCUUAUUUAGGAAAUUAUAACUAUAUAUACUUUGUAAAUUGUCGAUGAAUUGUUCAGGGUGAGAUGUCAGUCUGGGAAAAAGUGAAAUGAAGUCUGGAUAGGAGAGUGCAGGCUUCACUGCUAGGCCUGGCACUGUCACUGUAACCAGCUGUGUGACCUUUGGCAAAUUGCACCAUCUCUGGAUGUUCGUUUUCUCAUCUAUAAAUGAAGCAGAGCAGACUAGAAGAUUUGUAGAGCCUCUCCAGGGAGAACCUUCUAUGAGUUUCCUCUUUGCUGACUCCAGACUGUCAAUGGAGGAGCACUGUUGAACUUUGAAAUAUUGGCUAUUCAUAUUCAGGUUUUUACUUGUUAGAUUCAAAACUUUGCAUUAGAGUCUCUAAGCAUUUUAUAAUUAAGUAGUAGACAUGAAAUUUGAACUAGUGUAUUACAGUUUUUGAAUUUUAAAUGGUACAAAAUACUCCCAUUUACUUUAGACUUGGAUACUACAACAGGCUAAAAGGUUUAAAGUAAAUGGUUUCUCCAAAAGCAAACCAGAGUCCCAAUGCCAUGGCUUGCUGUGCUUCCCGUUACUGCCGCAGUGUCCACACCGGCCCUGCCACCACCACCUGCUCAUCUGAAAAAUGCUGCCGAUGUGGAGUCUGCCUGCCCAGCAUCUGCCCACACACGGUUUAGUUACCGGAGCCAACCUGCUAUGACAGCUGUCCCCCACCGUGCCGCAUUCCUCGGCCCUGUGUGCCUGCCUGCUUCGUGCUCAACUCAUCCCAGCCUACCCUAGGCCUGGAGACCCUCAGCCUCACAACCUUCACUCAGCCCUGCUGUGAGCUCUGCAUACCAAGCUGCCGCUGACCGAUGACUGCCUCGCUCAGUGCCUGGAGAUAACACUGAAGCUAUCUAUUCAGCAUUCACUUGCCUCAGUAGUUUAUCAGACAUUGAGGCAGACCAGAUGGCCUAGAUAUGCACAACCUACCUUUCAUCUUAAUGGAAAGAAAAUCAAGAAAUUUUAGUGGUUAUUUGGCUAACCAUUUGGUUCAUUUGGGCAGGUGAAUGUCAUCUAUUAUCAAAAGUAUUGAUAUCUAUAAGACCUCAGACUGUUUGUUUGUUUGUUUUUUCUGUCUGCACAGCUUGUGGGAUUUUAGUUUCCCGACCAGGGAUAGAACCCAGGCCCUCAGCAGUGAGAGGGUAAAGUCAUAACCACUGGACCUCCAGGGAAUUCCCCAGACCGUAUUUUGUUGGUCAUGUUGCUUCCUAGAUCCCAUUCCUUAUAUUGAGUAUUUUCAUAGAGGAAAAAUAAUUUCUUGAUGGGUUUUCCAAUAAACUUUAUUUCUGUGGCAAUAAAUAAAGUAAAUGGUUA
Orcinus orca (killer whale) is the source of this 4721-nucleotide messenger RNA. Its product is annotated as keratin-associated protein 3-3-like. The transcript has a single exon. Gene Ontology annotation, molecular function: structural molecule activity. The record is from RefSeq and is a predicted model, not a curated record. Lineage: Eukaryota; Metazoa; Chordata; Mammalia; Artiodactyla; Delphinidae. Gene Ontology annotation, cellular component: keratin filament.